Carassius carassius (crucian carp) is the source of this 952-nucleotide messenger RNA. RefSeq names its product phospholipase A and acyltransferase 3-like. Gene Ontology annotation, cellular component: cytoplasm. The record is from RefSeq and is a predicted model, not a curated record. The transcript is spliced from 4 exons. Lineage: Eukaryota; Metazoa; Chordata; Actinopteri; Cypriniformes; Cyprinidae. Bases 144 to 644 code for a protein of 166 amino acids. Gene Ontology annotation, biological process: N-acylphosphatidylethanolamine metabolic process. Gene Ontology annotation, molecular function: glycerophospholipid phospholipase A1 activity; A2-type glycerophospholipase activity.
CAAUAAAAAAAUGUGUAUUGUGUAUGUAAUAAACGACAUGUAUACUGUAAUGGUAAAGAUUUAUUUGUGUCCGGAUCACAAAUGUCGUUUAUGUGUCUCUCAUAGGAGAAGAGUUUAAACGAGAAUUGUGUUUUGAGGUUGUCAUGGCACAGACAAAGCCAGAGCCUGGAGACCUUAUUGAAAUCUUCCGAGGCACAUAUCAGCACUGGGCUAUUUAUGUUGGUGAAGGUUAUGUGAUUCACCUGGCACCUCCCUCUGAACAUGCUCAAGCUGGAGCCUACAGUAUGAUUUCAGUAUUAUGUGAUAAAGCCAAAGUGAAGAAAGAAGAGCUUUAUGAAGUAGUUGGCAAUGAUAAAUACUGUAUCAACAAUCUUCUGGAUGAGAAAUAUGAGCCACAUCCUGUUCGAGAGAUUCUACGGGAUGCACACAGACUUUUGGGACACGAACUUCCAUAUUGUGUCUUUAAAGGGAACUGUGAGCACUUUGUUACAGAGCUGAGAUACGGAAAGCCACAUUCCCGACAGGUGCGGAAAGCGGUGGAGAUUGGUGUUGGAGUUGGUCUUGCUGCAGCAGCUACCUUUGCAGUUUUUGCUGCUGUUGCAGCCAUAUUUGGCUCAAAAGACAAACAGAAACAGAACAAAUGAAGACUGGGGAAUGAAGAAGUGAAGGCACAGUUGUGGAAACCUUUGAUAUUUAAAGUCUUUAAAAUGUUAACAUUUUACGGAAAUAAUUUAAACAUUUAAUGUAUUGAUUAGGCAGGCUUAGUUUUAUGAGCACAAAUGGAAAUAUUCCUAAACAGAACAUAAGAGAUUGUCAGCAACCAAACAAAACCCCAUCUGUUCUGUUGUUUGAUAACAGUGGUGCAUUUCGCUACUGACAAAGCUCUCAUUUCACAAUUUUCUCUUUCUACUGGUUUCCUAUUAACGCUUCAAGCACUUUAAUAGUAUAUAAU